Messenger RNA from Arctia plantaginis, 5442 nucleotides. The record is from the annotation of a GenBank genome assembly. Lineage: Eukaryota; Metazoa; Arthropoda; Insecta; Lepidoptera; Erebidae.
AUGCCCAGUUUGGAAGAAAAGUAUUUGGGACCAGAUAAUCAUGUUAAGAUGAGCGUCGCCGAGGGCGGGGGCGAGCAACCCACGCUGAUGGCGCCGGCGACGACGCCGACCAGCCCCCCCGCCGCCCCUGCCGGAACACCCGUCGCUCACGAUGGACUUGGACCAAUCGUGCAGCAGCCCGCGCCGGUCACACGGAAACCACCCCGCCGAGGACUUAAGAUGCAACAGGAACGGCCAAAGCGCGCACUCUUCUGUCUCACCCUCAAGAACCCGCUGCGGAAGGUCUGCAUCGACAUCGUCGAGUGGAAACCAUUCGAGUGGAUGAUCCUAACGACAAUCUUCGCCAACUGCAUAGCGCUUGCCGUCUACACGCCCUACCCCGCCAGCGACUCCAACUACACCAACUGGGUUCUUGAAAAAAUAGAGUACGUAUUCCUGGUGAUAUUCACGGGCGAGUGUGUGAUGAAGAUCAUCGCCUACGGGUUCGUGAUGCACGCGGGCUCCUAUUUACGCAACGGGUGGAACCUGCUCGACUUUACCAUCGUCGUCAUUGGAAUGGUGAGCACGGUACUGUCGAGCAUAUUCAAGGACGCGUUCGACGUAAAAGCGCUGAGGGCGUUCAGGGUGCUCCGGCCCCUACGUCUCGUUUCCGGCGUGCCUAGUCUCCAGAUAGUGCUAAACUCGAUCCUGAAGGCGAUGGUACCGCUGCUCCACAUCGCGUUGUUGGUCAUCUUUGUCAUCAUUAUCUACGCAAUCAUUGGCUUAGAGCUGUUUUCCGGGAAAAUGCAUAAAAGCUGUUUCAAUAAGUACACAGACGAGAUCAUGGACUCCCCUCACCCGUGCGACCUGGACAACGGGUUUAACUGCUCGAUGAUCAGCGACGAUAUGGAGUGCCGCGAGGGGUGGAUCGGACCCAACUUUGGCAUCACCAAUUUCGAUAACUUCGGGCUCUCCAUGCUCACUGUGUUCCAAUGCAUCACCCUCGAAGGCUGGACUGAUGUUAUGUAUAACAUACAAGACGCCAUGGGCAACAGCUGGGAGUGGAUCUACUUUGUCUCCAUGGUCAUCCUGGGGGCUUUUUUUGUCAUGAACCUCAUUCUCGGUGUGUUGUCCGGAGAGUUCUCCAAAGAAAGAGAAAAGGCAAAGAACAGGGGUGACUUUCAAAAGUUGCGCGAAAAGCAGCAAUUGGAGGAAGAUCUAAAGGGCUACCUAGACUGGAUCACGCAGGCGGAGUAUUUGGAACCACUCGCUGAUCAACACGACGUUGUGGAUCAAAAAAGAGAUUAUGGUAUUGGACCUAUACCGAAUGAGCACGACUCAACAGACCACCUGGGCAUCGAACCUUUAGAACAGCAGAAGGUCUCCGUCGGUAAAGUGUGGAAAAAAGAUUUCGAUAAGGUGAACCGUCGCAUGAAACGCGCGUGCAGGAAAGCCGUGAAGUCGCAGACGUUCUACUGGCUCAUCAUCGUGUUGGUCUUCCUCAAUACUGUGGUGCUCGCCAGCGAACACUACCAACAGCCGGAGUGGCUGGACUUGUUUCAGGAGUAUGGCAAUGCGUUCUUCGUGGCACUGUUCACUCUGGAGAUGUUAGUCAAGAUGUAUAGCUUAGGCUUACAAGGCUACUUUGUGUCGCUGUUUAAUCGAUUCGACUGCUUCGUGGUGAUCGGUUCCAUCAGUGAAAUGGUGCUUACCAAGACAGAGGUGAUGCCUCCUCUUGGCAUCUCCGUGUUGCGCUGCGUCAGGUUACUCAGGGUCUUCAAGGUCACCAAAUACUGGCGCUCUUUGUCCAACUUGGUGGCGUCUCUUCUGAACUCAAUCCAGUCGAUAGCGUCGCUUUUGCUGUUGCUAUUCCUGUUCAUCAUGAUCUUUGCCCUGCUUGGCAUGCAAGUCUUCGGGGGGAAAUUCAACUAUGACCCUGUGGAAGAGAAGGAUCGCCACAAUUUUGACUGUUUCUGGCAGGCAUUACUCACCGUCUUUCAGAUACUAACAGGAGAAGACUGGAAUGCAGUUAUGUACGAGGGUAUCAAGGCAUAUGGUGGGGCAGGCACCGUGGGGAUUUUAGCUUGUAUAUACUUCAUCAUUCUCUUCAUUUGCGGCAACUAUAUCCUCUUGAACGUCUUCUUGGCUAUCGCCGUAGACAACUUAGCAGAUGCUGAAUCAUUGACUAACAUCGAAAAGGAAGAAGGGGCGGCCGAAGAAAAAGAUGGUGGAAGCGUAGUGGCAACAGAAGGUGGGCACGCAGAUACUGACGAUGAAUAUAUACAUGACGAUGAUGCGUACACGACCGAUAAUUCUGACAGAGAAUAUGAAGAAACGGGCUCUGAAGGAGAGCAGGUAGAUGAUAUAGAAGGAGAAAUAGACGAUAUUGUAGAUGAAGAAAAUGAAAGUGUUGAAAGAUUAGAAGAGGAACAAGAGAGAGAAGAUGAUGAAAUGAUAGAAGGGCACCAAAGAAAUCACAUAGUGAAUACAGAAUAUGAAGAAGAGCCUCGACUGAAACGUAAGCCCACGACCUCGUCGGCCAGACCGCGCCGCCUCUCCGAGGUCGAUAUUUGCGACACUAAGAAACCCAUUCCCGACGCGACUUCCUUCUUCAUAUUUACUAAGACCAACAGACCGCGUCGUGUGUCUGAACUGAAUAUGAAUAAUCAAACGCCGCCAAUACCGAACGCUAGUAGUUUCUUCAUAUUCUCACCGACGAACAGGUUUCGUGUGUUUUGCUACAAAAUGUCUUCCUCGUCGACCUUCGGAAAUAUUAUUUUGGUGUGUAUUAUGCUCUCGUCUGCCAUGUUGGCUGCUGAAGAUCCGCUUGAUGCUGCACAAAGUGGAUUCAGAAACUGGUUGCUCAGUCAAUUCGACGUGUUCUUCACGGGGAUCUUUACAUUGGAGUUGUUCCUGAAGCUGGUGACGUAUGGACUGGUACUCCACCAAGGUGCCUUCCUGCGGUCAGCGUUUAAUGUCCUCGACAUGCUCGUCGUCUGCGUCUCACUUAUCUCUAUGAGUUUUAAGUCGGGUAGUAUAUCGGUGGUGAAAAUAUUGAGAGUAUUCAGGGUGCUGAGACCUUUAAGGGCCAUCAACAGGGCCAAGGGCCUUAAGUAUGUGGUGAAGUGUGUGAUAGUAGCUAUUAAGACUAUAGGAAAUAUAAUGCUAGUUACUUAUUUGUUACAAUUUAUGUUCGCUGUGGUCGGUGUACAGUUGUUUAAGGGCAAAUUUUUUAGAUGUAAUGAUAUUUCUAAAAUGACGAAGGAUGACUGUCAAGGGACGUAUUUAGUGUUUGAGAACGGCAAAUAUCUGGUGAGGGACAGAGAAUGGAAACGAAAUGACUUUCACUUUGAUAACGUAAUGAAGGGGAUGCUCACUCUGUUCACUGUGUCUACCUUCGAGGGAUGGCCAGGGUUAUUGUACGUGUCUAUAGAUUCGAAUGCUGAGGAUCGUGGUCCCAUAACUAACUUCCGUCCAAUUGUUGCAGCCUACUAUAUUAUUUAUAUUAUUAUAAUUGCCUUCUUUAUGGUUAAUAUAUUCGUCGGUUUCGUCAUAGUCACAUUCCAAAAUGAGGGUGAGCAAGAGUAUAAAAACUGUGAGUUGGAUAAGAAUCAAAGAAACUGCAUAGAAUUUGCAUUGAAAGCGAAACCUAUAAGGAGAUAUAUCCCAAAACAUAGGAUUCAGUACAAAGUGUGGUGGUUCGUGACGUCACAGCCGUUCGAGUAUGCGAUCUUCGUACUGAUCAUGAUCAACACCAUCACGCUGGCCAUGAAGUACCACAACCAGCCCCAUGACUACAGCAAAGCGUUGGACAUGCUCAACAUGCUUUUCACCGCCGUUUUUGCCUUAGAAUUUAUAUUCAAACUAGCAGCUUUUAGAUUUAAGAACUACUUCGGCGACGCUUGGAAUACUUUCGAUUUCAUCAUCGUUCUGGGCAGCAUUAUCGACAUAGUGGUGUCACAAGUGAACGAACUAAAGAAUCAGGGAAAUGGCAUGACAAGACCUCACGUCGUCAAGGAAAGCUCAAUACCAUCUAUAAACUUCUUCCGUCUCUUUCGCGUGAUGAGGCUCGUGAAGCUCCUGUCGCGAGGCGAGGGCAUUCGCACCCUGCUGUGGACGUUUAUCAAGUCCUUUCAAGCUCUGCCGUACGUCGCGCUGCUUAUCCUCAUGCUGUUCUUCAUCUAUGCCGUCGUUGGAAUGCAGGUGUUUGGUAAGAUAGCGAUAGACGACGAGACGCCUAUUACCAGGAACAAUCACUUCCAGACGUUUCCACAAGCACUACUCGUUCUGUUCCGAUCUGCUACCGGUGAGGCGUGGCAGGACAUUAUGAUGGGUGUAUCUCCUGAGCCGGAAGUGAAAUGCGACAAGAACUAUCACGAGGAGGGCGACGUGGAGCCCGAGGACAGCAGCGGCACGUGCGGCUCCGUGCUCGCCUUCCCGUACUUUAUUUCAUUCUACGUUUUAUGCUCUUUUUUGAUUAUAAAUUUAUUUGUGGCGGUCAUUAUGGACAACUUCGACUAUUUAACUCGAGAUUGGUCAAUAUUGGGACCACACCAUUUAGAUGAAUUUAUAAGGUUGUGGAGUGAAUACGAUCCAGAUGCAAAAGGAAGAAUAAAACAUUUAGAUGUAGUUACAUUGUUAAGAAAAAUUAGCCCACCUUUAGGUUUCGGUAAGCUGUGCCCGCACCGCGUGGCGUGCAAGCGGCUCGUCUCCAUGAACAUGCCGCUCAACUCGGACGGCACGGUGCUGUUCAACGCCACAUUGUUUGCCGUCGUUAGGACCUCGCUCAAAAUCAAAACUGACGGUAACAUUGACGACUGUAACACAGAGUUGCGUGCUGUUAUUAAGAAGAUAUGGAAGCGAACCUCUCCGAAACUGUUGGACCAAGUUGUGCCUCCACCGGGCGAUCCUAACGAGAUAACCGUUGGCAAAUUCUAUGCUACAUUCCUCAUUCAGGAUUAUUUCAGACGGUUCAAAAAGAGAAAGGAACAGGAGUUGAGACAAACAGACGAACAAACACACCAGAUGACGCUGCAAGCUGGCUUGCGAACGCUGCACGAGGCUGGGCCGGAACUUAAGCGAGCGAUAUCGGGCAACUUGGACGACAUCAACGCUGAAUGCGAUAUGCCUAUGCAUAGGAGAAAUCAUUCGUUAUUUGGAGGAGUCUGGUCGAGUAUACGAAGGCACGGGCCUAACAGAAACUUCCACAGACAUCGAAAACACGGCGAACAACUAGCAGACGGAGUUGGCAAUCACUUAAGUUCAAUGAUGCAAUUGGAAUACGGAGUAGGACCACUGCCUCUCACACCUAAUUUAGCAAACGGACAGCCUAAGGAACAAAUACCACUGAGGCCUCUCAUAUUUAACGGAGAAUCAGAAAAGAUAUAUCAAGUGCUCGAAAAAACCACAAAUGACCUAAAGAACACUAUUUAUGAAGGUAGUCCAGUGUGGUUUUGUAGUUGA